Molecule: messenger RNA, 2061 nt
Organism: Gopherus flavomarginatus (Mexican gopher tortoise)
Lineage: Eukaryota; Metazoa; Chordata; Testudines; Testudinidae
Product: nucleolar and coiled-body phosphoprotein 1-like
Exons: 1
Coding region: 1-2061 (686 amino acids)
Source: RefSeq, a predicted model, not a curated record
AUGGGGUGCCAACUCAGUACAAAGAAAGGGUUCUGUAGGAUUUGUAAGAAAUGUAGGGACCAGAAGGCUGAAGGAGCUGCUAAGAUUAAUGAGACACAUGCUGUUGCACAUACCUCACAGGAGGCUUCUGAAUGCACAGAGAGCCAGCCUUUCACAGAGACUAGGAAAGACAUUGAGCAAGCCACUGUUGAAGCACAGCCUAUGAGGUAUGAUGGAGUUGCUGCUGCACCCAGCUCACAAGAGACACCAGAAGACACUGAAGAAACCCUGUCUGCUCUGCAGACUGUACAAGGCUAUGAAGCCCAGGCUACUGCACAGAGCACAGGAAAGGCCUCACAGGACACUGAUGCCCAGCCUGCUGCAGAGAUGGAGCAAGAGAUUGGAGAAGCUGAGCCUAAUACAAAGGUAACACAGAACAGGCAACCUGAUGUACGGACACCAAAAGGUAAUGAGAAGUCCCAGCAUGCUGCAGAGAUACCAGUAGAGGGUAUAGAAGCAAGUAAAACUCUGCUGGAUGCAGAGAUCAAGCAAGAUCCUGAAGCCCAACCUAUUAAACAGGACUGGCAGGUGGCUUCAUGCAUCCCAGAAGACUACAUAGAAGAUCGGCCUUCACUUGAGGCAAGGCAAGAAGCUGGUAAGAUGGAGACUACUGUACAGAUAACAGCAGAGAUCAUUGAGGUCCAGCCUACUGCAGAGAACAUAAAAGAGAUUCCCCAAUACACUGGUGAAACUCAGCCUACUCUACAGACUGCUCAAGAAAGAGAGGUCCAGCCUAUAUGUGAGACUGAGCAAGAGACUGCUGAGGACCAGCCUGCUGCACAGAUCACUGAGGGGGCACAGGCUGCUGCAUGGGAUGCACUAAACACUGGUGAGGCUAAACCUAUUACACAGAGCAUGCAAGAGAUUCCACAGCACCCUCUUGAAGCACAGUCUGUUAGAAAAAGACUGCAAGGAGCAAAGAUCCAGACUUCUACACAGGCCACAGAAGGCACUGGGGAGACCCAACGUGCUUCAGAGGCUGAGGUGUUACUUGCUGUAGAGUCUGAACAAGAGGCUGGUGAGACUCAGUCUGCUGGAAAGAGAACAGAAGAAACUGAGGCUUGGCCUGAUGCAGACAGAGUACAAGAGUCUUGGGCCCAUUCUGUUACACAGGACAGAGAGCCUGCUGCCCAGUCGCUGUCAGUUGCAUGCACCACAGAUGUGACUAAGCAGGCUGAACCUGCUUUGCAGACUGCACAAGAGGAGCAGGCCCCAACCACUGCAUGCAGUAUAAGAGAAAGUUGGACUGUACAAGAUGCAGCUGGGGCCUACCCUGCUGCACAAACCAAAGAACAAACUGGAGCCCAGCUUGUAGCACAAGGUCCACUUGAGACUCAGUCAACUAUACAGACCAUAGAGGCUCCACAAGGUACUACUAAAAACAUGCAGAUUAUGGAAGACGUUAGUGUGGGCCCUGCAGAACCCAAGGCUUUUCAAGAGAGUCCACUGGAACCUGUGACCAUUCCUAUUAAACUAAGAAUAGAAAAGACCCAGCCUACUGCACAGGUCACACAAGAGAUGGAGACUCUACAUCCUGCACAGACCAAAGAAUUGACAGAGAACCAGGGUCAGCAGAAUGACAUGGAUUCCCAGUCUCCUAGUGAUCUUACAGGAUACAAGGAGAGACAGGGGAGUUCUGCAGUUCAAGAGGAGGCAGAUCAGGCCCCUGAACUAGAGGUCACAGAGGUACCAAAACCAAAGCAGCAGCAGCUGAAUGUGGAGCAACUGGCACCUCCUCAAGAACUACCAUUUUCUCAUGUCCCUGAAAAUCAUGUAGAAAAGUGCCAGCUUUUGGACAGCUCUGUGCCCAAAGCAUGCAAGAGCAAAUGGGAAGAGGAGGCUGAAAAUGCUGAGACUCCCAUACCCUCAGAAACCCAAGGAUCUGAGGGCGAAAUGGCCCUAGCAUCAGACUCCACAGCCAACAGUGACACUGCACCUACUUCAGAGGAGCCCCAGCAGACCGAAGUAACUGACUCCAUGUCUGAGCCCUAUAGCCUAUGCAGAAGGACUUGUUGCACCUGA